UGCAGAAUGUUCUCUGGAGGUGGAGAAUCAUGGAGAGGAGGUCAGAUGGUACCUCUCUUCAUUUGCUCCUCCAUAUGUAAAGGGUGUCGAUAGCGGUGGAGAUGUUUAUCGUGCCACAUACUCUGCCUUCAGAUGUGAGAAGGCAUCUGGGACUCUGGGGAUUCAAGAGAGGAUGCAGGUUCCAUUCGCUUUCCUUCCACGUGACCGGGGAGAUUAUGCACAGUUUUGGGAUUUGGAAUGUCACCCAACAGCCAAACCUCAGCACAAGAGCCGUGUUCGCUUCCAGUUGUGUGGCACUGGCAUAAGAGCAGGAGAAGCAUCGAGUGUUAAAGAAAAUUGCUCCUUGGUGAAAACGGAAGCCACUGUGAAGAACAGGAAGAGACUGGAUUCUGCAGGCUCAAAGACUGGAUCUUCAACUGAGAAUCAGAAGAGGGGCGUUUAUGCACCUCAAAGUCUGUACACAUUUCCUGCCACACGAGUGGGCGCCACCAGCACACUGAAGGUUAACUUCAGAAAUAACUCCUCCAACACACAUGAGCUAAAAUUCAUAAGUCCUAAAGAGCCUUUCCACAUCAAGCAUUCAAAUUAUUCUCUAAGAUCACAACACUACAUCAACCUCCCUGUUCAGUUCGUGCCAGCCACUGCAGGCCAGCUUUCCGGCACACUACUCGUACAGACGGACACAGACGCUAAACUGACCGUAGAGCUCAGUGGAGAAGCCUUGCCAUGAA
Sinocyclocheilus anshuiensis is the source of this 731-nucleotide messenger RNA. RefSeq names its product centrosomal protein of 192 kDa-like. Gene Ontology annotation, biological process: centrosome duplication; centrosome-templated microtubule nucleation; protein localization to centrosome. Bases 173 to 730 code for a protein of 185 amino acids. The transcript is spliced from 7 exons. Gene Ontology annotation, cellular component: centriole; cytoplasm; pericentriolar material. The record is from RefSeq and is a predicted model, not a curated record. Gene Ontology annotation, molecular function: protein kinase binding. Lineage: Eukaryota; Metazoa; Chordata; Actinopteri; Cypriniformes; Cyprinidae.